Poecilia reticulata (guppy) is the source of this 2117-nucleotide messenger RNA. It is a transcript of the gene dnal1, whose product is annotated as dynein, axonemal, light chain 1. Gene Ontology annotation, cellular component: cytoplasm. Gene Ontology annotation, molecular function: dynein heavy chain binding; alpha-tubulin binding. The record is from RefSeq and is a predicted model, not a curated record. NCBI's taxonomy places the organism in Eukaryota, Metazoa, Chordata, Actinopteri, Cyprinodontiformes, Poeciliidae. Gene Ontology annotation, biological process: outer dynein arm assembly.
UGUGGAUGCCAUAGCAACCAGAGCCUACUGGCAGCUGUUAGCCCCAGAGCAGACAUCAGCGGUCAACAUGGCGACCAAGGCAACCACCAUGAAAGAAGCUAUAAUCAAAUGGGAAGAGAAGAGCGGGGAGAAACCAAGUGAGGCUAAAGAAGUUAAACUGUACGGUCUGAUUCCCCCGAUAGAGAAGAUGGAUAACUCUCUCAAUGCAUUAGCCUCCUGCGAGAAGCUGUCUUUGGCCACAAAUGCUAUUGAGAAAAUAUCCAAUCUCAAUGCCCUCAAGAACUUGAAGAUACUUUCAUUAAGCAGGAAUAAUAUAAAAAGUCUUGUAGGGUUGGAGACAGUUGGAGACACUUUGGUGGAGUUAUGGAUUUCCUAUAAUUCCAUAGACAAACUGAAAGGCGUCAGCUCCUUGCACAAACUGAAAGUCCUCUACAUGUCCAACAACCUUGUUAAAGAUUGGGCAGAGUUUGUGAGACUUGCUGACCUGCCCAGCUUGUUGGACCUGGUUUUUAAUGGAAACCCGCUGCAGGAGAAGCAUGCCAUGGAGGGAAUCUGGAUGGACGAAGCCUCCAAAAGGCUUCCUAAUUUAAAGAAACUAGACGGGAUUCCCAUCAUCAAGGAGAUGGACGAAUAAGAUGAAACGAGCAAAAAGAAAAAAAAGAGAGACAAAAACUAUUGUCUUUCCCUUUUUUAUGUUGUGCAUAUUUUAUAAUGGUGCUUUCAAUUAAAAAAACAUAUUGAACAAAGAUUAUGACUGCCGUUCAACAAGCACAAAAUUCCAACCUUAAAACAUUUCUCAAAACCUGCAUGUGUAUUUACAUGGACAGCAUUUCUUAAUGUGCUUUCUAGCAUUGAUUUUAAUUAAUUUUUUUAUCAGACUGUUAAAAAAAAGAUGCUUUCUGACUAAAAAUCAACUUGCUUGGUUAAAUACAUUCUCUAAAGUGUCCUUAAUUUUACUUAAGAACUUAGUACAGAGUAAACACAUGCUAAAGGGUAAAAUAAAUUUCUAGAUUCAGUUAUGAAGCAUUUAAAAAAUGUUUUCUCAUUAUAUGAAAAAUUUAAAAAUCUUACGUGUUUGUUCUGAUAAAGGAGGUACGAGUAGGUGGAUUUCUCUUCUGGACAUUUAUUCGUCUCAUGUGUGAUGAGAAGACUGCAUGGUGGUCAUUUAAGGUUUGGAUAAUCUGCUUGAGAGAGGCAGGCAGGAGAGACUGAGGUUCUAACUGUGUGCUUCCCAGGAGUAUUGGUGCUCCGAACAGGUGUGACGUAAUACCGGCAUUAUCCAAAAACUGACCUUGACAUCCCGGCUGCAGCUGCACAAUGUGUCCACAAUGACAAAUCUCUGCAGCUCCCUGCUCACCUGUUGAGCAGUGCAGAUAAGAAUGCAUGUGGGCGCCGGUUUUGUGUUAAAAAAUGUUCUGCCUCAACAAGUAGCACAGUUUAUACUGUUUCAUGAAAUAAGAAAUUUGUAACAAAGAUAUAAAGCACAUAGAAAAUAGUUUGGCUUUUAAAACCAGUUAGCUUUUGUUAUCAAAGGAAGAGACGGGAACCAUGUUUGGGAUUAAAUAUGAGCCAAAAAUAGCAGAAUCAAUAUUAACAUGACCAAACUAUACAGUUUGAAUUGCUGUUUUAAAAUAUUUGUUCUGGUUAGGAUUUGUUAGGAUUUUUUUUAUUUUUUAUUUUUUUACUGUGGUCCGCUUCAUUGUUUCACUUACAAAAAAUACGUUUGGUGUAUGUUAGAGAGAUAUAUGGACACCCUUCUGUCAAAUGUUAAUCGGAGUUCAUAAGAAACGGUUUCAUAAGAAAAACAAUGACUAAAAUAUGAUUACUUUUAAUGUGAGAUUUACUGUAAUCACUGUAGUGUUCAUAAGUUCAAAUGGAAAAUGAAUGUUAGACUGCAAAGAGAGACAAAUCUCUGUGAUAAGACAUUUUCAUGUCAAAGCCUCAUGACCAAUUCUUAAUGUCUAAAUAACCUUUAAGAUGUUUUGCAUAGAACUCUUUACUGCUUAUAUUCUGAGGGUUUUUCUCAGACAUCUGACAACAAGAAAUCAUACCAUCUUACUGUCUUUAUUCUGCUAUAAUUUUCAGUUUUCUUGAAUAAACUGUUUUUUGUGUCUGCA